Molecule: messenger RNA, 5274 nt
Organism: Sporothrix brasiliensis 5110
Lineage: Eukaryota; Fungi; Ascomycota; Sordariomycetes; Ophiostomatales; Ophiostomataceae
Exons: 2
Coding region: 1-5274 (1757 amino acids)
Biological process (GO): transmembrane transport
Cellular component (GO): membrane
Molecular function (GO): ATP binding; ABC-type transporter activity; ATP hydrolysis activity
Source: RefSeq, a predicted model, not a curated record
AUGGCACCCGCCGUGGCCAACGAGACGUCAGCACCGCGGGCCGCUGCCCAGUCCGAUCCCCGCUACCAGCACGGCAAAGACGAGGUCGAGGUCGCCCCCCGGCCGUCCGUGUCGUCUGUCUCGACGGCCGCCACCGUGGACCUCGACAACCUGCGCGAAGAGGCCCGCCGCAACAACCCCAACGGGACCACACGCCCGGACCCGGGCGUCUCUGUCGAGAAUGCCGUCAACGAGUUUGAACAUCUACAGCACGAGCUGUCAGGCCUCUCACGCGCAAGCCGCAUCCGAAGCCGCACUGAGAGCCGCGCCAGUCACAACCGUAUCCCGCUCGACACAGAAAAAGCCGUCGCAGGCAAGUCCGCGGAUGAUGCCCACGGCGACGACGACAACGGCGAUGAGAGCAGCGAGGACCGUUUCGACCUCGAGAGCUACCUGCGUGGCAGCUUGGCGGCAGAGCGCGCGGCGGGCAUCCGGCCGAAGCAUAUUGGUGUGUAUUGGGACCAGUUUUCGGUCCGCGGUAUGGGCGGCACCUCCAAUUACGUGCGCACGUUUCCCGACGCCAUUGUGGGCUUCUUCGAUGUUAUCAGCCCCCUGCUGCGCUGGAUGGGCCGCGGGCCCCGGGGCAAGCAGAGAACCAUCCUCGAAAACUUCCGCGGUGUCUGCAAGCCUGGCGAGAUGGUGCUCGUGCUCGGCAAGCCUGGCUCCGGAUGCACGACCUUUCUCAAGACCAUUGCAAACCAGCGCUACGGCUACACGGGCUUCGACGGCGAGGUCACCUACGGCCCCUUCUCCGCCAAGGAGUUUGAGGACUACCGCGGCGAGUGCGUCUACAACCAGGAGGACGACGUCCACCACGCCACGCUGACCGUCGAGCAGACGCUCGCCUUCGCGCUCGACACCAAAGUGGCCGGCAAGCUGCCGGAGGGCAUGACCAAGGCCAAGUUCAAGGCCCAGGUCGUCGACACCAUGCUCAAGAUGUUCAACAUUGAGCACACCCGGAACACAGUCGUUGGUGGCCCCUUUGUUCGUGGUAUCUCGGGUGGUGAGAAGAAGCGUGUCAGCAUUGCUGAAAUGCUCUGCACCAACGCCUGCGUCGUCUCUUUCGACAACAGCACUCGCGGUCUCGACGCGUCCACCGCACUCGACUUUGUCAAGUGUCUGCGCGCCUACUGCACUCUCUACCAGACCACCACGUUUGUGUCUCUCUACCAAGCGUCGGAGAACAUCUUCUCCCAGUUUGACAAGGUCCUUGUCAUCGACGGCGGUCGCCAGGCCUACUUCGGCCCUGCCCAGGAGGCCCGUGGCUACUUUGAGAGUCUCGGCUUCGAGUCCCGUCCGCGCCAGACUACGCCCGACUACCUGACCGGCUGCACCGACGAGUACGAACGCAUCUACGCACCAGGCUUCUCCGAGGAGAAUGCCCCGCAUGACCCACCAUCGCUCGCCGCGGCCUUUGACCGGUCGACGUUUGCCGCCCGCCUCGGCGACGAGAUGGCUGCCUACAAGGCCACCCUGCCUGAGGAGGAGGAGAAGUACCACGACUUCCGCCUUGCCGUGAAGGAGAGCAAGCAGUGGGGUGCCGGUGGCACCGUCUAUGCCAUCCCCUUCUACCGCCAGAUCUGGGCCCUGAUCAAGCGCCAGUUUGUCCUGAAGUGGCAGGACAAGGUCGCUCUUGCUCUCGCCUGGUUCCGUAGCAUCAUCAUCGCCAUCGUCCUCGCUACCCUCUACCUGCGCCUCCCAGUCACCACCGAAAGCGCCUUUGGCAAGGGCGGUCUCAUGUUCAUUUCGCUGCUGUUCAACGCUUUUGAAGCCUUCGCCGAGUUGUCCACGAUUAUGCUGGGACGCGGUGUUCUCAACAAACAUCGAGCCUACGCCUUCCAUCGACCAUCGGCACUCUGGCUUGCCCAGAUCAUUGUCGACCAGGCCUUUGCCGUCACGCGCAUCUUCGUCUUCUGUAUCAUUGUCUACUUUGCGAGCGACCUCUAUCGGAGCCCUGGCGCCUUCUUCACGUUCUUCCUCAUGAUUCUCUCCGGCAACAUUGCCAUGACGCUGUUCGUCCGCAUUGUGGGCUGCAUCAGUCCUGAUUUCGACUACGCAAACAAGAUGGCUGUCGUCAUAGUGACUCUCUUCAUCAUUACGUCCGGCUACCUGAUCCAGUACCAGUCGGAGAAGGUGUGGUUGCGAUGGAUCUACUACAUCAACAUAUUGGGUCUCGUGUUCAGCGCCAUGAUGGAAAACGAGUUCAGUCGCAUCACCAUGGUAUGCAGUCCCGAGACACUGAUUCCCUCCGGUCCAGGCUACGACGACAUCAACCACCAAGUCUGCACGCUUCCCGGUUCCGUCUACGGCACCAAUAUGGUGUCGGGUACCGCCUACAUUGAGCAAGGCUUCUCGUACUCGCCCAACGAUCUGUGGCGCAACUGGGGCAUCGUCUUCGCCAUCAUUGUCUUCUUUCUCUUCCUCAACGUCAUCUUGGGCGAGAUCGUCCGGUUUGGUAUGGGCGGCAACGCCGCUCUUGUGUACAGCCGCCCGAGCAAGGAGCGGACGCAGCUCAACAAGCAGCUCCUCGAGAAGCGAGACGAGCGCCGCCGCACCAAGAAAGAAGUGACUAGCUCCGAGCUCAGCAUCAACUCCAAGAGCAUUCUCACGUGGGAGGCUCUGAACUACGAUGUGCCCGUCGCAGGUGGCACGCGCCGCCUCCUCGACAAUGUCUACGGUUACGUGAAGCCCGGCUCGCUGACGGCGCUCAUGGGUGCCUCGGGCGCCGGCAAGACGACUCUACUCGAUGUCCUUGCCGCCCGCAAGAACAUUGGCGUCAUCUCCCCCUCGCGCAGUGUGCUCGUAGACGGCCAGAAGCCCGGCAAGCAAUUCCAGCGCAGUACCUCGUACGCCGAGCAGAUGGACGUCCACGACCCGUCCCAGACCGUCCGCGAGGCCUUCCGCUUCUCGGCGGACCUUCGCCAGCCCUACGAGACUCCGCGUGCGGAGAAGUACGCUUACGUCGAGGAAAUUAUUGGCCUUCUGGAGCUGGAAGAGCUGGCCGACUGUAUCAUCGGCCUUCCCGAGGCUGGCCUGACCGUCGAGCAGCGUAAGCGCGUCACCAUCGGUGUCGAGCUGGCGGCCAAGCCCGAAAUGCUUCUGUUCCUAGAUGAGCCCACCUCCGGUCUCGACUCCCAGUCCGCCUACAACAUUAUCCGCUUCCUCCGCAAGCUGGCCGCUGCCGGCCAGGCCAUUCUGUGCACGAUCCAUCAGCCCAACGCCGCCCUCUUUGACCAGUUUGACCGUCUCCUGCUCCUCCGCUCUGGUGGCCGCUGCAUCUACUUUGGCGACAUUGGCAAGGACGCCGACAUUCUCCGCGCCUAUUUCAAGCGCAACGGCGCCGUCGCCAAGGACACGGACAACGUUGCCGAGUUCAUGCUGGAGGCCAUCGGUGCUGGCAGUUCACCCCGUAUUGGCAACCGCGACUGGGCCGAACUGUGGGCCGAGAGCCCCGAGUUCGUCCAGGUCAAGUCAUCCAUUGAGGCGAUCAAGGCCGAGCGCAUCGAGGCCGUGAGACGCGAGGAGCUGGAGGCCAGCGGUGUUGUUGGCGGCGACGGCGACCUGACGCUUGAGCAGGUGAAGUCGGCUGCGACCGGCACUGGCAUCAGGGCGGUGGCGCCGCAGAAGGAGUACGCCUCGCCGUUCAUCCACCAGGUGAGGAUUGUCGUGCACCGCACCAGCGUCGCGCUCUUCCGCGAGGCCAACUACCAGUUCUCCCGCCUGUUCAACCACGUCGUCAUUGCUCUGCUCACCGGCCUCACGUACCUGAACCUGGACGACUCGCGUUCGUCUCUGCAGUACAAGGUCUUCGUUAUGUUCCAGGUCACGGUCCUGCCGGCGCUGAUCAUCUCGCCCGUCGAGGUCAUGUACCACAUCAAGCGCAGCAUCUUCUUCCGCGAGUCGUCGUCCAAGAUGUACAGCGGCCCCGUCUUCGCUCUGGGCAUGCUGGUGGCCGAGCUGCCGUACGCCAUUUUGUGCGCUGUGGCCUUCUUCCUGCCUCUGUACUACAUGCCCGGCCUUCAGACGGAGACGUCGCGUGCCGGUCUGCAGUUCUUCUUCGUCCUGAUCACGGAGCUCUUCAGCAUUACGCUGGGCCAGGCCCUCUCCGCGCUGACCCCGUCGACGUUCAUCUCGAGCCAGUUCGACCCGUUUAUUAUGAUUACGUUUGCGCUGUUCUGCGGUGUCACGAUCUCGUCGGCCAACAUGCCCGCGUUCUGGCGCUCGUGGCUGUACCAGCUGGACCCAUUCACGCGCCUGAUUGGCGGCAUGGUGGUCACGGCGCUGCACGACCUGCCGGUGGUGUGCAAGGAGGCCGAGCUCAACGUGUUCCAGCCGCCGUCCAACAUGACAUGCGAAGACUACAUGGAGCCCUUCUUCAGCCGUGGCGGCUCGGGCUACAUUGCCAACCCGACGUCCAUGUCCGACUGCGGUUACUGUGCGUACAAGGUGGGCGACCAGUUCUAUGAGCCGCUCAACCUGUCGUUUGACAACCGCUGGCGCGAUCUGGGCAUCUACCUUUCGUUCAUUGCCAGCAACGUGAUUAUCAUCUUCCUUGCUCGUCAAGCUCGUCUUGGUGACGCGCUCCACACUCGGGUCCACCAGCGCAAAGUCAAAGUAGUAGGCGACGGCGGCCAUGGUCUGCACGGCCACGGACUCGGCCAUCUUCUUGCCCAGGCACGUGCGCGGACCGCCGUGAAAGACGGGGAACUCGGACGCACUGCGCGCGACGAGGCGCUGCGGGCCGCCAGCAUCUGUGCCGGACGGCUGCAGCCACCGCUCGGGGCGAAACUCGUCGGCGUCGGCGCCCCAGGUGCGGUGGGCGCGGUUCAUGGCCCAGGAGCACCAGAUGACGAGGGCCCCGCGGUGGAGCUCGGUGCCGUCGGGGAGGACGAGACAUGCGGUCUCGACCUGCUUGAUCUCAAAGGGGAUGGGGGGGAAGAGGCGCAGGCCCUCGUAGAAGACGGCCAUGGUGUAGGGCAUGGCGGCGGGUGUGAGGCGGGCAAAGUCUCGGCUACUGUCGUCGACGCCGUUGUCGACACCGUUGUCGCUGUGGUUGGUGUUGCGGCUGUCGCUGCCGUCGUAGUCUGCAAAGAGCACGCCCCCGGCCUCAUGGCGAAUCUUGUCGACAACGUCGGGGUGCUUCAUGAGCAUAUAAAACGUCCAGGUCAGGCCCUGGGCGACCGUAUCACGUCCUAUGUGUUAACGUUAGCAGAGGUGCUCCAAAAAAGAGUGUGA